This is a messenger RNA of Linum trigynum, 2046 nucleotides long. Lineage: Eukaryota; Viridiplantae; Streptophyta; Magnoliopsida; Malpighiales; Linaceae. The record is from the annotation of a GenBank genome assembly.
AUGGCGACGGAGAAUAGUGCCAAUUCGGCUUCGACUUCCAGAUCGAAUUCGGCUGCGGAUUCCUACAUAGGGAGCUUGAUAAGCUUGACUUCCAAGAGUGAGAUCAGAUACGAAGGCGUUCUUUACAACAUCAACACUGAGGAGUCAAGUAUUGGAUUGAAAAACGUACGGUCAUUCGGAACUGAAGGGCGGAAAAAGGAUGGGCCACAAAUUCCUCCCAGUGACAAAGUAUAUGAGUACAUACUGUUCCGAGGAACUGACAUCAAGGACUUGCAGGUUAAGUCAUCACCUCCUGUGCAGCCUACAGCACCUAUAAACAAUGAUCCAGCUAUAAUACAGUCUCACUAUCCUCGACCAGUUUCAACUUCUUCUAGCUUGCCUUCAGCUGUUACUGGACCUCUGACUGAUCCUGGAUCCCACCAUGCACAAAUGGGAAUGUCUGCACCAAAUUAUCAAAGUGGUUUGCCAUUGUAUCAACCUGCAGGGGCAUUAGGAUCAUGGGGGGCUUCACCUCCACCAAACGCAAAUGGAGCUGGUCUUGCUAUGCCAAUGUACUGGCAAGGGUAUUAUGGCCCUCCAAAUGGGCUUCCACCACAGCUUCACCAGCAGUCUUUGCUUCGACCACCACCAGGGUUAGCAAUGGGUUCAUCCAUGCAGCAGCAGCAGAUGCAAUAUCCCAACUUUAAUGGCCCCUUACCAACGGGACCCUCAAACUUGCCUGUUUCAAAUUUGCCCACUCAGAACCUGCCACCUUCCAACUUGCAAACCUCGAACUUGCCACCUUCAAACUUGCAAGCCUCAAACUUUCCAUCUUCAAACUUGCAAGCCUCCAACUUUCCCCUUUCAAACUUGCAAUCCUCGAACAUGCCACCAUCUUCAAGUUUGGGAGCUUCAAACUUGUCAACCACCAUCCCUGAUAUUCCACCUCUGCUGCCUACUAGCAUCUCUCUCAACCCUGUCUCACUAGCCUCAACCCUCCCUUCAACCCUCUCUUCGGUACCCUCUGCCACCCUACCUUCUGAAACUUUGCAUGGCUUGGCACCUGGUCGGGCUGCAAAUUCAAUUCUUCCUGCUUCCAGUUUAAGUCCCAACUUACCCUCUCUAACACCACCGUCAACAUCAAGCCCAGAAUUGAAUCCCAUUUUGUUACCAACUUCCAGCAAGGCUAACUCUGGUGCUGCUCCAGCAAUUCCUUAUCAAAGCACUGUACAGCAAACAUCAUCGGCUGCUGUAGCAUCUAGCUCUUUGCGCUCAGAAGCUCCAUCCCCUUCACUGGUAACCCCUGGCCAGUUGUUGCAAUCUGGAGCAACUACUGUUCCGUCAUCCCAGCAUGUGCAAACAUCCCUUAAGAAUGUGGAGGUUAUUCAAGCAUCAGCGACGUCUUCAUCAGAAUCUCCUCUUCCCAUUGCUACUGAAGCUCAACCUCCAAUCCUACCAUUGCCCGUAGCUUCCCGAACUGGCCAUAAGCCAAAUGGAGCUCCAUUCUAUGCUCGUAAUAAUCAUGGAUUUCGUGGACGGGAUAGAGGAAGAGGAACUGGGGGUUCGCGUCCUAUGACAAAAUUUACUGAGGAUUUUGAUUUUAUGGCAAUGAAUGAGAAAUUCAACAAGGACGAAGUCUGGGGUCACCUGGGGAAGAACAAGGCUAAAGACAAAGAAGAUGGCGGAGUGAGCGAUGAAGAUGAUUUUGAAGAGGAUGAUGAUGCCGGAAAGGCUGAUCAAAAGCCUGUGUACAACAAGGAUGACUUUUUUGAUACCCUUUCCUGCCAUACACUCGACCACAAUUCACAAAAUGGAAGGCCUAAAUUCUCUGAGCAAAUGAAGAUCGACACUGAGACUUUCGGGGACUUUCCAAGAUAUCGAGGCCGUGGUGGUCGUGGACCACGUGGAAGAUCUCGUGGGUCUUACUAUGGAAGGGGUGGAUACGGAUAUGGAGGCGGUGGUUAUGGAGGAGGCGGUGGAUAUGGAGGCGGCGGUGGCUACGGAGGUGGCGGAUAUGUCGCAAGGGGUCGUGGGAGGGGAGGCAUGCCCAACCGUGCUUCUUCUUAA